CACGUGAGGGAGGCGGCAGCUCGGGGACUCUCACCGCGCUCCCUGCCGGGGGAGGGAACACCAGGCGCCGCCGCCGCCGCCAACGCCCCGUCGCUCCCGAGCUCUGAGCGCGGAGUCCCGGCGCUGCCCGGCCGGAAGACAAUGCCCACCAGUUUCACGGUAGUGCCGGUGGAGGGGCAGGAGCCGCAGCCCAGCCGGCCACUGGAGGACCCGAACCAGCAGCUGGCGGAGUGCAGUUCCGGGGAGCCGGGAGAUGGGAUUCCGAAGGAAAGUAGCCCAUUUAUUAACAGUGCCGAGAUGGACAGAGGAAAUAUCUAUGAAGGGAAAAAUAUGGCUCUCUUUGAGGAAGAAAUGGAUAGCAACCCCAUGGUAUCAUCUCUUCUUAAUAAGCUAGCAAAUUAUACCAAUCUGACUCAGGGAGUGGUAGAACAUGAAGCAGAUGAAGACAGCAAACGAAAAGAAAUCAAGGCUCCACGUAUGGGUACUUUUAUUGGUGUAUACCUUCCCUGCUUGCAAAACAUUUUAGGAGUCAUUCUUUUCCUACGUUUGACAUGGAUCGUUGGAACAUCGGGAGUUCUUGAAUCUUUCAUCAUUGUGUUCAUGUGCUGUGCUUGUACUAUGUUGACUGCAAUUUCAAUGAGCGCAAUAGCAACAAAUGGCGUAGUUCCAGCUGGUGGCUCUUACUAUAUGAUUUCAAGAUCUUUAGGGCCAGAGUUUGGUGGAGCAGUGGGACUCUGUUUUUACUUGGGUACAACUUUUGCAGGAGCUAUGUAUAUUCUUGGUACCAUUGAAAUUUUGUUGACAUAUAUUUCUCCCAGUGCUGCUAUAUUUAAAGCAGAAGAUGCUGAUGGAGAAACAGAAGCCAUGUUAAACAACAUGAGAGUUUACGGGACGUGUAUUGUUGCUCUGAUGGCCAUAGUUGUUUUUGUAGGAGUUAAAUAUGUCAACAAACUUGCACUGGUCUUCCUAUCUUGUGUGAUUCUUUCCAUCUUUGCCAUUUAUGCUGGCGUUAUUAAAACUGCUUUUGACCCACCAGACUUUCCUAUUUGUCUUCUUGGAAACCGUACAUUGUCAAGACGCAACUUUGAUAUUUGUGCCAAAUUUAUUGAGGUAAACAAUGAAACAGUGACAACGAAGCUGUGGAGUCUCUUCUGUGAUAGUCGGUCACUCAAUGCCACAUGUGAUGAAUACUUUAACCUAAAUAACGUGACAGAAAUUCAAGGGAUUCCUGGAAUUGCUAGUGGAGUUCUAAUUGAUAACCUGUGGAGUGCCUAUACAGAAAAAGGAUCAAUUAUUGAAAAAAAAGGUCACCCAUCAGUUACUGGAACAGAAGAGAUAAAAGUUGGAGGACUCCCAUAUGUUUUUACAGACAUUAUGACCUACUUCACAAUGCUAGUAGGGAUUUAUUUCCCGUCUGUGACAGGUAUUAUGGCAGGGUCAAACAGAUCUGGAGAUCUUAGGGAUGCUCAGAAAUCUAUUCCUACUGGAACAAUUUUGGCUAUUUCAACUACAUCCUUUAUCUAUCUAUCCUGCAUUGUAUUGUUUGGUGCAUGUAUAGAAGGUGUGAUAUUAAGAGAUAAGUUUGGAGAAGCAGUUAAUGGAAACCUAGUGAUUGGUACAUUGGCAUGGCCUUCUCCAUGGGUAAUUGUAAUUGGUUCAUUCUUCUCUACAUGUGGUGCUGGUCUACAGAGUCUUACUGGUGCACCCCGGCUGUUGCAGGCUAUUGCAAGAGAUGGCAUAAUACCAUUUCUUCAAGUAUUUGGUCAUGGAAAAGCAAAUGGUGAACCAACAUGGGCAUUACUUCUCACUGCUUGUAUUUGUGAGAUAGGAAUUCUCAUAGCUUCGCUGGAUAGCGUAGCACCAAUUCUUUCAAUGUUUUUCCUAAUGUGCUAUAUGUUUGUGAACUUGGCCUGUGCAGUGCAGACUCUUUUAUGCACUCCAAACUGGAGACCUCGUUUCAAGUACUACCACUGGGCUCUUUCAUUCCUGGGGAUGAGUUUAUGUUUUGCCUUGAUGUUCAUUUGCUCUUGGUACUAUGCUUUGAUUGCCAUGCUAAUUGCAGGAUGUAUUUACAAGUACAUAGAAUAUAGAGGAGCCGAAAAAGAGUGGGGUGACGGAAUCAGGGGGUUAUCUUUGAAUGCAGCUCGCUAUGCUUUACUUCGGGUUGAACAUGGUCCUCCUCACACGAAAAACUGGAGACCUCAAGUCUUGGUUUUGUUGAAUUUGGACUCGGAACAGGUGGUUAAACACCCUAGAUUGCUUUCUUUCACCUCUCAGUUGAAGGCUGGUAAAGGAUUGACUAUUGUGGGCUCUGUACUACAGGGAAUCUACUUGGACAAAUACAUAGAAGCUCAAAAAGCUGAAGAGAAUAUUAAAUCCUUAAUGGGAGUAGAAAAGACCAAAGGAUUUUGCCAAAUCGUGGUAUCUCCCAGUUUUAGAGAUGGAAUGUCCCAUUUGAUUCAGUCUGCUGGUCUGGGAGGGAUGACACAUAAUACAGUCCUGAUGGCCUGGCCACAGUCAUGGAAACAGACCGAUAAUCCUUUCUCAUGGAAAAAUUUUGUUGAUACAGUCCGAGAAACAACAGCGGCACAACAAGCUCUACUGGUCGCUAAAAACAUUGAUUUGUUUCCAACAAAUCAAGAGCGCUUUUCUGAAGGGAACGUAGAUGUGUGGUGGAUUGUUCAUGAUGGUGGCAUGCUGAUGUUGCUUCCUUUCCUGCUUCGACAGCACAAGGUGUGGAGAAAAUGCAAAAUGCGUAUCUUCACUGUUGCCCAAAUGGAUGACAACAGUAUUCAAAUGAAAAAGGACCUUCAGAUGUUUUUGUAUCAUCUUCGACUUAAUGCUGAAGUAGAGGUUGUUGAAAUGUUUGAAAAUGAUAUUUCAGCAUUCACAUAUGAGAAGACUCUUAUGAUGGAGCAGAGAUCUCAGAUGUUAAAACAGAUGCAGCUGUCUAAGAAUGAAAGGGAAAGAGAGAUUCAGAGCAUCACUGAUGAGUCUCGAGGCUCAGUCAGAAGAAAAAGCUACUCUAGUCCACAGUCCAUUGGUCAAGAUAUACAGGCUCUGCUGCCUAAUGACAAUCCAGAAGAAGAGGCUCAGUUAAUCCAUGAUAGAAACACUGCAUCCCAUUCAGCAGCUGUUGUUAAGUGUGAUGCUGCUGCUGCUACACCUGAAAAAGUGCAAAUGACCUGGACUAAAGAAAAGUUUAUAGCUGAAAAGCACAAAAAUAGAGAAACAAAUAUAACAGGUUUUAAAGAUAUCUUCAACAUGAAGCCAGAAUGGGGAAAUCUGAAUCAGUCAAAUGUGAGAAGAAUGCACACUGCUGUGAAGCUCAAUGGAGUAAUAUUAAAUAAGUCACAACAUGCUCAGCUAGUUUUAUUGAAUAUGCCUGGACCUCCUAAAAACAAAAAAGGGGAUGAAAACUACAUGGAGUUUUUGGAAGUUUUGACAGAAGGUCUGAACAGAGUUCUCUUAGUGCGAGGUGGUGGACGUGAAGUGAUCACUAUUUACUCCUAAUGCUGUUACAGAUUAACUGCAGUAAUUUGAACAGUUAAAAUGAAAUUACCUGUGUACUUGAAAUGAUGUACCAGCUGAAUCUUCUGAUCAGGUGUACUGCUUUCUUUCAAAGGAAUCUAUCUGAAAUUAUUUCCUACAUAGAUUUAUCUUUAUAGAAGAAAUUUAUAUAUUGUAGUAUUAAAUAAAUGUGGGGAUCAGGAGGGUAUUUUUUUAAGCAAUCUUGGUGUGAGACCCAAGAAGGGAAAGGUAAUUUUUAUGGCAGAUGAAGUAACUAAUGUUUUAAAUGUGCACAAACAGAGAAAAACAGACAUCUGCAUUUUUAGUAACAUUAAUUGUAUUAUUUUGCUUCUACAAAAGAAUAAUUUAAUGAUGUUAAAACCUCCCAAGUUUAUCAACAAAACAUGAAAUAUUUCAGACAAGAAACCCUGGUCUUAUUAUUUUGUCCUCUUGAUAGAUGCUGCUGUGGUGCAUCUGUGACUGUUGUGAUCACAGUUUCAUCUUAGGUCUCUUGGUUCAUAUUGAUUCAGGAAUAUGUACAAACAUUUGACAUAUUUAAUUAUUUGACAUAAAAGGAAUUUGAAGGAUUUACCUGAUUUCAAAAUUGGUUAAAUAAAAAUUCACAAUUCAGCCAUUACUAACUACUAUAAUUCUUUUAAAUUACCUUUUUUGUAUUUUUAUCUAAACUUUACUUUGCUGACUUUACUAAGUUAUAAAAAAUAUCUGUGACCCCCUUUGCACUGCUGCUGUGUAAGGAUAAUCUCCAAUUGGAGGUGAAGGUAUUCUACUUACCCUUUCACACACAGUUCCUUUCAUGCUUGUAGCCCACUGCAUUCCAGUGAUCCCAGAGUAGCCACCUUGGGGGCUAUUGCAUUUUGGAGCAGUCUGAGAACUGCAACCAGAACUCGAGAAUUUUAACCAUCUCCUGCUUAGAUAAUGGACAUAGCAAGUGAUGGGGAAGAGAAUAGGGAAAGUAGGGCAUUUAUAUAUCCUAUGUCUGUGAUUCUGCCUUGUGAUGGGUGAUGAAUUUUCAACACACGGCAUGCAAUAGUCAAAUUCAAAUGAUAAAACUGAAGUGUGGGAAAUAAGGAGGUUCACUUUGACUAGUUAAGUGUAGUGUUCUGCUUUAAAUUAAAUGCAGGAACAGUCGCCCUAUUUCUUUUUAUUAUUUUUAUUUCUUGAAAGGAAAUCUGAUUUUCUGAAAACCCAGGUUUUUUAUAAAAUACAUAAAUGAAGAAUUUCUUUGUCAACUGAAUUGGGGGUAAACUAUUAACUUUGUAGAUAUUUGUUUUAUAUAGUAUUUUUCAACUUUGUGUUAAUAAUACACCUCUGUGCAUUAUGACUGGCCAUAAAAUUAAGUUUAUAAAUUACAUCUUAAAACUAUUUGUAACUGCCUAGUGUUUGUUGAUACUGAAAAUAUCUGGCCACAAAUAUUGCAAUAGUACCUAGGGACUAUACUAGUUUAAGGGAUCUGGCAUAAUUAAACUAAAGACAAAGUGCAAUGUGUAAAAUAAAAUAUGUUAUUCUGUGUGGGGAACAUAAUUUCAUGUUUUAAAUGAUAGAUCUGCCAAUAUAUUUUCAGUAAGCAUUUCAGGUAAGUCAUUUUUUCUACAAAUUUCAUUGAUGAAGUAUAUAUUCAGUCAUAGAUAAAAAUGGCUUAUCUAUUAAAGAAAUAUUCUACUUGUCAACUCAUUUUACAUUUUGUUUUCUUUGUACAACAGUAUCUACUGUUUAUAGUCUCUAUAAAGAAAUAUUUUUACACACACUUAUAGCAACCUUAGAAGUAAAUGCUGUAUGUUCCAGGCCCUGUUUUGAAAGAUUUCUUCAAUAGUUUUGCUGCAGUAUAUCUAAACAUGCACAUUUUUUGGUUUGUGCUUUCUUUUCAGUUCUCUGGUUUAGAACUUUAGAGUAUGUGGUAGAGUAGUUAGGCGUACCAAAGCUCAUUCAAUAUUGUAACUGGAACACACAUCCUAGAUUCCUUGUAAUAAUAAUUUGGCUAUCAUAGCUCAUAAAAAAUAUUUUUUGCAAAAAUAUGAAGUGAUGUAACACUUUUUCAGAAUGAAUCUGAAUGUAUUCGUAAACAAGAAACAAUACCAUUCAAUACAUUGGACAGACUUAAUUCCAAAAAUAAUUAAACAGCUAAAGAAAUUAUGUUUGCUAAACUGUGUGAUGAAAGAUUGUGUUGAUGUAAUAUUCAUUAUGAAUAUGUACCUAAAAGAAUCUAGAAAAUAUCUAGUCUGAAAUAGCAGAAAGAAAUCCAUCAUCUCUUUGAUGCAAUACCAUAAGCUACUCUAGCCAUUAAUAAGAAUUAGGGGUACACAUCAAAGUGCAGCAUUUUUCAGUGUAUGCAAAUAUGGCUUUUAACUUAGUAAGUAUUUUUUUUAAAUAGGAAAGUCACAAUCCUUGAAACUAAUAGUUAUGAAAAUUAAGAAGAUGAAUCAUGGCUACAAGUACAUUUUGGUAUUACAGCAUAAGUACCUGCCAGAUAACCCUGAGGUUAUUUUUUGUUUAUACUAAAAUAUUUGCAAGAUCAUUAUCUUAUCUCUAUACGAAAUACUUUUGUAAAUGUUUAGAAAUGACAAUGUUUCCCUUUGUUUGUGUAGAUGUUCAUGAAUAAAUAAAACUGUCUGAAACCA
Mauremys mutica (yellowpond turtle) is the source of this 6146-nucleotide messenger RNA. RefSeq names its product solute carrier family 12 member 7 (gene SLC12A7). Gene Ontology annotation, biological process: potassium ion homeostasis; cell volume homeostasis; potassium ion import across plasma membrane. Lineage: Eukaryota; Metazoa; Chordata; Testudines; Geoemydidae. Gene Ontology annotation, cellular component: membrane. The transcript has 26 exons. The coding region runs from base 142 to 3513 and encodes 1123 amino acids. Gene Ontology annotation, molecular function: potassium:chloride symporter activity. The record is from RefSeq and is a predicted model, not a curated record.